This is a messenger RNA of Dermacentor silvarum, 336 nucleotides long. Its product is annotated as prostatic spermine-binding protein-like. The record is from RefSeq and is a predicted model, not a curated record. Bases 1 to 336 code for a protein of 111 amino acids. The transcript has a single exon. NCBI's taxonomy places the organism in Eukaryota, Metazoa, Arthropoda, Arachnida, Ixodida, Ixodidae.
AUGACAGACCAUGGCAGUGACGACGCCAAUAACGGCGGCAUUUACGACUGUAACGACAAUGAAAAUUACGAUAGCAGUAGCGAUGGCAGUGACGAUGGCAAUGACGGCGACAUUGACGGUGGCAAUGACGAUGAAAAUUGCGAUGGCAAUGUCGAUGGCAAUGGCGAUGGCAAUGACGGUGGCAUUGAAGUUGAAGUUCUAAUGGAAGUUUAUAUCUUUCUCUGUUACAGAAGUUUAUUUCUUUGUUACGACGGGAAUGCCGGUAGCAAUGAUGACGACAAUGAUGACGACAGCAGCAAUGACGGGGACAAUGAUGAUAGCAACUACUAUGACUAG